CUUAAGAAAAUAAACACACAGUAACAUAAAAUGUGAUUAUUUACUGAAAACAAAUCCUAAUUCUUCCGCCGAAAUAUAGUUCCCCAAGAUAGCACAAUGUUUGCCAAGCAACAGCGGCGCACUAAUACCAGAGACGUCAAACUAAUGCUGAGCAGGACACAGACAGGCGUCAGUUCAUGAUUCAACUGUUCACUCAGUAUGUCACUCAGGGGUCUGUCCACAGAGGAACUUUUACAAAAGUUGGUGAUGGAAGGAGGAAUCGAAAUUUCAGAGGAGGAAGCUCAGAAAUUUAGAGACAAUGAUGUGGAUGGAGAGACAGUAGACUGCGGACUCACAGAAAAUAUAGACUUCACAAACCGCUACAAGGAGGUCACCCUUACUUUGGAAGUGGUCAACCCAGAACAGCAGACAUGUGAAGCUCCUGUGUCCCCAGCAAACCAGAGUUUGGAAUCUACUUGCCACAGACUGCCUGCAGUCAUUUCCAUUCCACAAUUCCCACAAGAUGUCCAGAGCCGCUUAGAUGCUAAAGAACCGGUCCACAAGAAACAAAAGUACCGUAACAAAAUAAUUGGGACUCUGUAUGACAUGGUGUCACGGUGUACAAUGUAUCCAACCAACUCGGACUACGUUCAGGUCGUUAAGGCGUUGAUUGUGAAGUACCCUUUCUUAAGGGAUGUACACGGGAAUGGUUAUCAUACCUGGCACAGCCAACUCAAGAGAAAAUUCAAAACAGAACGGGCUCCACUAAUCAACAAUGAGGAAGUAAAACGGGUCAAAGAGAAGUUUCGGCAAGCAAGAUCACUGAAGACCCCAGAAGAAUCUACAUCCACAUGUCCAAAACGACUGAAGCCAUCUCUAGAAUCAUGCAUUGUGGGGGAGGAUGCAACCUCUGUUGAGGCUCAUAUCAAGGUACUUAUUGAGCAAUACAGAAAGUUGCAUCCAGACAUGAAUCUGGUGAAAGACCACAUGAUGAAAACCUUUGCAUGGAGACGCCGAGAAAUAGCAGAAGGAAUGUCAACUGAAGAUCUCUUGAGGAGAUAUCCAUUCCUAAGAACAUCCGCAGGGUUGUGCGAUGAGGUUGAUGCCAUGCACCCCUCUCCAGUCAACGUAUGCCACCGCAUCAGUGAGAACUUCACAUCUAUUCUCCCAAAUAUGCUGAAACUUGUCAAGGAUUCGCCACUGAAAAUUCUCUACAUGGAAGCAAGAGAGGAUGCCUUGGCUGAGGAUAUUAAAGGAAUUGACUUCAGGGGUGGUCUUGCCAUCCAUAUUCAAGGAGAAGAUUGAGGAUUUCAUUGUCCUUGGACAGAAUAAUCCUCAAACUCCAUAUCCAACCGUUCAACUGAAAGCACAAGGGUUGAAAUAUGCCCUCUCCAGACAGUGUCAGAGUGUGGUCAAUGUCGAGGGAAUUGAGGUUUGUUCUUGCACUUCAGUGGAUGAGGCCUUCAUUGCAGCCUUCUGCAUGUACUUCGUCUUCAACAUGGCAUAUCCUGGAUACUUGAAAAAGACACUGACCUUUCUCCAGAGGUGCAUCGCAAACAUCACGGGGGAUGGAGACAAAUCCCUGCUGGUAACUGUAACUCGAAUUGUCAACCUUCUUCACUGAUCAUGCCUGGACUGCAUCAGUGUACAAAAUGCUCAAAGAGGACCUUUACUCUUAGGAAACUGAUUCAUCAUAUUGGACUUGUACAUGCACACGACCCUCAUUUCAGCAUAACCUGUGGGAUAAGUAACUGCCAGUCUGCUUUUUCCAAGUAUCAUUCUUUUAGGCGGCAUGUUUAUCGAAAACACAAAGACAAUAUUUCUGAUUGCACUGAAGUAACUGAAGAACAUUUUGAAGAACUAGUUGAACACACACACACACACACAGUUGAACAGCCCACACCACCAAGUAUAGACACUUUGCUUGAAAAUGUAAGAGACCAUUUAUUUAGUUUCAUUCUCAAGUGUACCGAAAAAAAUAAUCUCUCCCUCUCUGUCCAACAAGAUAUUGUUGAUGACCUACAUUUUUUAUUGUGUUUUUUCAAAGAAAACUAUGACUCAUUCAUUUCUUAUCAUUUGGAUAAGAAUGGUUUCCACAUUAGUGAUUGCCCAGAACUUGAGCAGGUUUUGUCUUCUUCAGACUUUUUUCAGAAAGCAUGCGAUUCAGUUCGGUCUCCAUUCAUGAUAAAAGAGCACUGCAAAACAAAAAUGGACAUGACAGAACCGAUCAGUUACACAGUAAGAGACA
Sander lucioperca (pikeperch) is the source of this 2227-nucleotide messenger RNA. RefSeq lists its product as uncharacterized. The transcript is spliced from 11 exons. Bases 199 to 1284 code for a protein of 361 amino acids. The record is from RefSeq and is a predicted model, not a curated record. Lineage: Eukaryota; Metazoa; Chordata; Actinopteri; Perciformes; Percidae.